UUCACUGCUGCUGACAACCUCUCUCUGUCCAAGCAUGGCGGCGUUCGGAGCUCUCCUGCUGCGAACAACAACCUCGGCGACCUCUCGGGCGUUGUCUCGGAAUGCGAAGGGUGCUGCACGGCAGUGCCGUGAGAGAUGCGGCGCCGCAGCAGCAGCGUCGGCAGCAAGAGCAGCCGCAGCACCGAGCGUCGCCGCGUUGCAGCAUUUGGAGCGAAGGCGGGGCAUUUCUUCCACCGCAAGAGCUUGCCAUGGGGAUCACGAAGAGGGCUUCGAGCACGCGCAAACGGUGCAGAUAACGUGGGAGAACAAGGACGGCUUGAAGAAGACGACGGCCAAGUGCGGCAUGAACCUCAUGAGGGUGGCGCACAAGCACGGGAUCGACUUGGAAGGUGCUUGCGAGGGCGUUUGUGCUUGCUCUACGUGCCACGUGAUAAUGUCAAACGAGGUGUUCGACCAACUGCCGGAGGCGAGCGAGGACGAGGAAGACAUGCUUGACCUAGCCUUCGGCUUAACCGAAACGUCGCGACUCGGCUGCCAAGUGAUCGUUACUCCGGAAAUGGACGGAAUAGUGGUGAAACUGCCGGCAGCGACUAGAAAUUUCUACGUAGAUGGCCACGUCCCCCAGCCCCAUUAAGACACUGGUGAUAUUUUUCUGCUGUGCCGCUUUUAGUGAGUCUUUGAAGGAGAAGGCUGGGGGUGCAAUGUUUAGCCCCCCCCUCGCAACGACGAGCUGCCUGUCCCCGUGUCUACCUUCUGAAGGCUUGGUUGGGGGGAGGGGGGUGUAGCACGGGAGGGCGGUCGAGAACCAACCUAAAAAGCGGCCACCUGCCGUGAGAAACGAAGUGUUCCUACAACUUACAUACAAAAAGUAUUUGUUGAAGUUUGAAACGCUGAAUGUUUCGCCGUGUUUUUGACACCACAGCCCUUUGAGCGAUGCAGGCGGUUUCUGGCCGCCCGUCGACCGGCACGCCGAGGAGAUACGUGACGUAGAUAAGUCUUGCGGAACGCCGUAUCGGCGCACCUGUCUCUGUCGUUGGUCCUCGAAGCGUCCUGCGAAAGACUCUGUGCCGUUCGUUGACUUCUUUUUCGCACAUCGCACACUUUGGGGCAUCCGGUGCAAGGGGCAAGGCGGGGAGGGUGUUUUAGAAACAACGUCAGAGAUUUUACGUCGAGGUCGUCAGGCGGUAUGCACGUGGCCUUUUUCUUCCACUCUUUCUUUCUGUCGUUCUUUCUUUCUUCCUGUUUCCCGUUGCCAUCUGCCUGCUCGAGGGGUUGUCGUGCGAGGUAUGCCGAUUGCGGUUAUACAUGGGAAAAUGAAGGCUGGGGGUGUUGGGAUCAAAAUAAUUGACGGGUGUGGCGGACGGGGUCUGUCCGGGAUACUUUACGGAGCCACUUUUUAAGGCGUUUCUUGAUUUUCGAAAUUAAGUGGGCGCUGUCUCUCAAUCUCUGACUUCUGGUUGGUGCUUCUGUCGGUCGAAACGAGCGAGGUUCUCGCCCGUUAUUGCGACAGACUUUCCCCGUUGGGAUUGCCAAGUCGAUACAUCGGUAACUACUCGAAGUAGCACUUUUUGUGGAGGACAGGGGUAUUGCAGUCUAGAGGUGAUUCUUCCACGAAGGUCACCCAAUACCUUGAGCCCGCCAAAAUCCAUCUGUUCAAAUCUUUAGCAGGGAUGGGUGUAUGGCGCAUCAAGGGGGGGGUUGACGUGAGGGCAGGUGUGUGUGGAGGUGGCGUUGCAUAUUAAACUGGUGAUAAAAAAGGACUGUAAGGUACGGUCUGAGCGGAGUAAAUUACUGAUCGUUGAACACC
Messenger RNA from Ectocarpus siliculosus, 1807 nucleotides. NCBI's taxonomy places the organism in Eukaryota, Phaeophyceae, Ectocarpales, Ectocarpaceae. The record is from the annotation of a GenBank genome assembly.